UUCAAGGAUCCCGAUGUGUUCAAGGAUCGGGAAAUGUUCACAAGCCGGUGUAGUUACAAAAUCAAGUGUAAGAAAUUACAUUCAUUUGGUUUUAUUAUGCACUAAUUUGUUUUCUUACGCUAUAUAGUAAGCUAUAUGCAUAUUUUAAAUUAAUAUAAUUCGUAUAUACUUAGGAUAAUCAUUAACUGACAGUUUGUGGAGACCCAAUUUCGAGGGAGGACCCGAUUUGUCAUGACACCGGGACUCGAACUCGCUGUCGACAUGCUGCCCACAAGGCUAUCGGCGCUGACCACACCUGACUUCGUAAACACGGCUUCCCACCACGUAAAUACAAAAUUCCCAGGAGGACUUGAACGAACCAUUAACGGAGCUUCCUGAGCUUCAGACACAAAUGAUAAAGUCCCGCCCUCACCUACGCCACGUGGCGUUAUUUGCUGGAGCAACACACCCACUGGCUAAAGCACAGCAAUUCAAGAAGAAAAUAUAAAAAUACAGGCACCAUCACACACAUCUAGUGGACUAUAAGUGAUGAUUUAGUGGCAUUACUUUAGUAUGAGCCUAUACUUUUUUUUUUCCUGCAUAGUGCACCUUCAACAAAACAUUCUUGAUGAUUGUCUGUUUAUCAAAAUUGAUAUUUUGAGACUCUUUAAAGUUUUAGUGCAAGGCAAUAACAUACAAAUGAAUUAGAAAGUACAUACUGACAUAUGCUGAGUCAGGAUGAUUAACUUGACACAAAUUACACAUUAAUGAUUCUGUUACUAUUAUUUACUUUUUUUUUAACUUUUAACUUUUUUAACGAAAUUAUCCCCCAUUUGGUCUAAUUGAAUUUACAUGUUUAUUUCUCCACUGAGAUGGAGUCAAGAUUUCUGCUGCCUAAGUCAUUAGUGUAAUUUUCUCACUGCUCCCCUGUAGGAAUGUGUGCCCUCCAUUGGUGAAUUCAGAUUACGUUUUAGUUUGGCCCCUCAGGGCUCCCGUUGGUUUAUGUUACAGUUUCUAUCAAUAGUGAAAGCUCUGAGGGCUCAGUAUAACACAACACACUCAGGUUGCUGUGUUCAGUUGGCCAUUUGCCGAGUAAAGAGUACGGUGCGGUCAUAAACAUGGAGGCCAGUCUAACGAAUCAGAGGGGGUCUUGUAAUAAAUGUGAAUCUUUUGAAUUUGAAUCUGUUGAGUUGGUCUAACUUGCAUUUUUCCAUAUUAAUGUUCCUAGAUUCCUAUCAAAGUUGAUAUUACACUGUCAAGCCAAACUGUACAUAGAAAAAAUGAUUUGCAACCACUUUCAGCCUCAAAGAGCAAGAAGAGACAGACGCUGUGUGUUUCAGUGUCAUUGGACUUGUCUGUAUUGUUGCAUGCUUGCCAAGAGGUUGCAACAUAAUGUGCAAAACUCUGCCUUUGUUUUGCUCCGCCAGAACAGGGUUUCAAUUAAUUUCAUUAACAAUUCUGCACAAACAUAGGAGCAGAUGACUCAAAUGUCACAGUAUCAGAUGUCAAACUGGCAAAUCGUUUCUCACACCAUACUACCCGCUCUCCAGUGAUGCUAGGUGGAGUCUAAGAUGUUCAAAGUGAAAAGAGCUUCUAAGAUGGAUAGAUAGAUAGAUGGAUAGGUAGAAAGUAAGUAUGUACAUACAUAGAGAAUGGUUUGUUGUUUCUAUCCUUGUCACCUGUUCAUGUCGGACAGUAUUUCCCAAGAUUUCUUCCUGAUUUAAUUAUGUAUGGCAUGGGUGACCACACUUCCUGAGCAUGCAGGUGUCCUCAUGUUAAUCAUGCCGCUUUUAUGCACCAGUUUGAGCAAUCCUUCUGUGAAGAAGACAGUUAAAAUAAUACAUUUAAACCGUUUUGUUGUGAGGCAUGACAACAAACCUCAUAAAUGAGGAAAUAUAUACAUAUAUAUAAGGCAUAAAUAGAGAAGAAGGCAUAAAUAAAGCUUUUCAGUUUCAUGUGUUGGGAUAAAUGCUCAAAGUGGAUGCAAAUCAUUCUCUCUUUUAUAUGAGGGUAUUAUAUUUGUCUCUGGUCGUUAACCAAAAAUUAUGGUCUUGUUAUGGUUGCAGUUGAAUUGUUGUUAUUGUGUUUGCCAUCUGAAUUCAUUCUGUCUAUACAAGUCUUUAAUUUAAACCAGCUACAUAGUGUAGAAAAUUAAAAAAUCUGGAUGCAGAUUUUGAUUUGCAUGCCAUUAUGAUUUGCAUACGAGCCACUGUGGUAAAUGGUGAGGAUGGUUAAAGGAUGGGAAGUCAUGUCACAUUUAUUUAUACGGCGCUUCAUAUGAUACAGAUAGUUAAUGUGAAGCUUGAAAGCAAGAAAAAAUCUGUUAUUGUUGUAAAAUUCAUGAGUUAUGAAACUAGUUCAAUACAGUUCAGUGUUGUUUCAAUGCAGUUAAAUGACUGUGUCAGUGUUUUAAAGUUAUGAAACAAGCUCUACAGAAGACGAUAUUGUCAUUAUUCAGCUCAGGUCAGUUCAAUGUUGAUUCAAUUCAGUUCGAUAACAGUGUCAAUGUUAGUCCUUAUCCAGCCCAAUUCAGUCUUCUGGCAGUGCAGUUAAAGGUAGGGUAGGCAAUUUCGGAGAGGCUAGCAAUAGCAAGCUAGCUUUGAAAGCAUGAGGUCCCACCCUCCCUUCAGAGCGUCUCCGAAGCCACGCCUCCUCCAAAACACACAAAAGCGCACAGCCAGAGCAGAGUCUGCGAAGCGUCAUGAGAGACAUAACAUUACAAUAAUAAGUAGAAUGUUUUUUGGUCCUGAGACUUCCACAGAAGAUAUAUGUACAUUUUUCUAUUAUUAAUUACUAUCAGAGAGUUUCAACCAGUAUAACUGUAGUGUUUAUGAAAAAACAUUGCCUACCCUACCUUUACCUUUAAUAUUAUACCGAUAAUGUUACUGAAUAUUCUUUCAGUUUGAUGAUUGCUGUCUUAAAACAUGCCAAUCUUUUCUGUUUUAUAAUCACCUGUUUUUCACCUGAACAUAUGUACAAAACCACUGUACGUUUAUGAAAAUUCGUAUUGUUUUUGUUUUGUGCAUAUUUUUCUGUCAUGUGUUUGACUGUGACAUUUGUUUAGAAGAUAUUUUUAUUUUUUAUUUAAUUUUGUAAUUUUUUUUAUUCAAUUUUGUUUAUUUUAUCUUAAUUUUAAGCAAUGUUGUUUACCGUUUCUAUUUGAAUCUCAAAGCAACAGUGUUGAAUAUUUUAUUUAUUCAUGAUCUUUUCUCCUUAGGAAGUUGUGAAACAGUGUUAGUAUAAUGCUGCUUGUUGCAACAGGGCAUUAUUCCCACAUAUUUGAGCAUUUGGAAUGGGAAGACUGGACUGUGGGAGGACUAGAAUGUGGCCUGAUUAGCCUAGACUAGUCUUCCAAAUGUAAACAACACUGUCAUCAGAAUGAUGAUGUUUUUAUGUAAUGUUCUUUCACAGCCAUUGUGGUUAGAAGCUGUUUCUGAACCUUUUAAGAGUAAACAGCCCACAAAUCAUUUAUAAAGAGCCCACAAAUCAUUUUUCAUCCAAACUGUGAGCUGAUCUUCUGUUCUGGUGGUUCAUAGAUAGGAUUACAAUGCAGUAAAGAGCCCACUCUGAGCUUGCAACUUUCAGAACUUGAGUUUGUUUUAUAAGGAGGGACGUCAAACUCACCCCAUUGUUAUUGUCAUUCACUGGACUCAGUGUCUCAUUCAAAUUACGUCAUUCAUGUCAUAUAGGUUCAUAGGUUUGUAUUCAAACAAAGUCUAUUAUUAAGGGUCUAUGGCAACCCUUAGAACUGCUUAAAAGAAAGUUUCAAACAAUUUUCCAGAAAAAUUUUUGGCCUAUUGAAAAUUUGUAGCAGUCUUUAUCACCAUGUUCUGAAAGUAUGUGAGAUGUUUGUGGACAGCGCCACCUACUUAAAAAACAAUACCAGUUUUUACUUGGUUGGCUAUGUCGCCUUAUAAGUUUUAUUGCAAAAUCUUUUUAACCAUUUGCUGCAGCAGGACGACACUUGGUAAGCAUCAUCAACACUAUGUUGUGAGGAUCUCUGAGUUGUUUUGGGACCGUGCCACCUAGUGAUCGUUUUUUUCUAAUCCUAUAAAUCCUAAAAUUCCAAUCCAAUCCUACUUUAAAUCAUUAAUAUUCAGAGCACUCUAGACAAACUCUAUUCAACCCAUCUGGCCCAUCUAGCAGCAACAGCAUUUCUAUGCUUGUGUGAUGUCUCUUAAGGCAGCUGUCAGUUAUGGCAGUACUGUGGUGUGGUGGUUGAAGAUCUGGGCUGUGUCCGAAAUCGCCCCCUAUACCCUUAAAUAGGGCACUAUUUGAGGGGACAGCCAUUUGUAGUGGUGUCCGAAACCAUAGUGGACAUUAUCGUGUGCACUCAUUCAAUCCCACAAUGUACUGCAAUAAUGAGUGUACAACCGAUUGACGCUCAACGGCUAGAGAAUACCCAUAAUGCACUAUGAGAGUUGUACGGCGAAUGAAUUCCCGCGUCUGACCAGAAGAUGGCACCCACAGCUGAAUCAUCCAUCCAUCCAUUUUCCAAACCGCUGAUCCAGUGUGGCUACUAGGCUAAUAGGUUAUUAAAUUGUUUAAUUAAGGUUUAUACAUAGUUUCCAUGACAGAGUUUAAGGUAAAUCUUUGCAGUUUGCUAAGUUUACAAUGAUUAUUAAACAGCAAGCGCAAACUAUGCAAAAGCACUCAGUGUCCGAAUUCACUCAUGAUGCAAAGCAUGCUGGGAAUUAGAAAUCUGCUGAAACUCAACUCAAUCAUAUUAAGUUCAGCUUACUACAAUGAAAUUGAGUUCACACAACUUUUUUCUAUUAAGUACAAUGAACUUUCAUUAUUAUUUGAGUGAAACAAACUCACAUUCACUCCCUCAAGUGGACUAUAUUAGUGGACUAAUGUAGGGAAUAGUGAAUGAGGGUAUAGGGGGCAAUUUCGAACACAGUCCUACUUCUGAAAGUUGCGGGGUUAAAACCGUUCAUGAUGCACCUCAUGAACCGUCCCAGUUUUGUAGUGUACACUUUAAUCAUUUUCAUCCAGGUUCAUCUUCAUGCAGUACAACAGAUAAAUGUUGUAAAUGAUAAAUGUAAAGAAAUACUGUCACUGUAUAAGGUCACUCUAAAAGGGUUAGUUCACCCAAAAAUGGAGUCAUUUACUCACCUUCAUGUCAUUCCAAACCCAUAAGACUUUCAUUCAUCUUCUGAACACAAAUGAAUCUCUCAUCAUUUUUGCCUAUGCAUUAAAAGUCCACUCAACUAAAAUUUGUACACAAAAGUACAAAAAGACAUCAUAAAAGUAAUCCAUAUGAAUUGAGUGGUUUAAUCAAAGUUUUGUGAAGAGACACAGAUUCAAUUUGGGCUUUUAUUGACAUACAUAGAGCUCAAAAAGAAGCUCAAACAUGCUUGCUUGAUGUGAAUAAAAGUCUAAAUUAAAUCUGUUAAUAAGUGAUCGUUUAUCUUCAGAAGUCAUUGAUUAAACCUCUCAAUCCAUAUGAAUUACUUUAACAAUGAAAAUUUUGGUAGAAUGGACUUUCAAUGGAGAGAGAAAUGAUGAGAGAAUAUUAAAGUCAUACAGGUUUGGAAUAACAUUAGGGUAAAUGAUGACAGAAGUUUCUUUUUUGGGGGGGUUAACUGAAAAAUAAUUUAUUAAAUGGAUAAUCUCUUUUUCUCUCUGAAUAUGCAUGCUUAUUUAUGCAAAACAAACACAGAUAUCAAGAAUGUCUUCUAGAUUAUGCCACAGACAGGCUUUAUACUUUUUGUAGCAAAUGCUUCACCUCAUCCUUAGUUCAGAUGAGGUGUGGAAGGUGUGUAGUUGGAUUUUCAAGGCAAAUGAAUACAGAAUGCCAUUAGAUGCACAAAAAACAAACCAAUACAAUUGAACAAAGCCUCUUCAUUUUACUAUAUUUUAAUGGUCAGCUUUUAUUACUCAUUGGUUGUCUCAUUUUCAUUCCAGGAAUUUCUCUCUGAAGCAGGGAGUGUCUGCAUACAAAAUGCUCUGCAGUUCUCUGCUUCAUAGAUGCCUCAUCCGCCUCUUCUGCUAUGAGCACGGGAAGUCCUCGCAGUGCUUUUCCCACCUCUUCCACCUCAGCUUCAGAACGGAUGGCCGUGCAUGACAGCAGCACGCCAGGAGAUGUUAGCAGUCGAAGGAAAGCCGAGGAAAACAAGCUUUCCGGCAGAGAAAAAGGUGGCCAGCAGACCCAGCAGCAACACCAGAUGACACCCUCCAAACGGCCUGUCCUCAACAUCUCGCCUCCACCCGAGGACCUGUUCGAUGACAGCCAAAUGUCCUGCCAGGAUGAGCUGCUUCAUGACUCCGAGCAGAGUAACAGCAUCUGGAUGGAAAACUCUGUCUCCAACUUCAGCAUUGUCAGCUCCAGCUCCUACAAUGACAACACUGAAGUGCCCCGCAAGGCCCGUAAGUGUACCCCACGACAGAAGCCGGGAUCAAAGCCGGUCCCUGCUGAAGAGGCCAGCAUGGAUGUCUUUGAUGCAGAUAGCGCCAAAGGUCCACACUUUGUGCUCUCACAACUUGGCCCAGACAGCAAGGCCUGUUCCAAAGCAAGCUCCGAUGGGCCACAAGCAUCUGGUCUCAAAGGUGAGAUACUGUCUUGUCAGUAUCCUCAGAAAAGUGAAGGGAAAGAACUGAAGAUUGUGGUUCAGCCUGAGACUCAGCAUAGAGCGCGUUACCUGACUGAAGGCAGCCGUGGGUCUGUGAAAGACCGAACACAGCAGGGUUUCCCUACUAUCAAGCUUGAGGGUGUGAAGGAGUCAGUGGUCCUGCAGAUUUUUGUGGGCAAUGAUGCUGGACGUGUGAAGCCCCAUGGGUUCUACCAGGCUUGCAGAGUUACAGGCCGGAACACAACAGCCUGUAAGGAAGUGGACAUUGAAGGCACCACUGUCAUCGAAGUGCCUCUAGAUCCCAGCAGCAGUAUGAUUCUGGCUGUAGACUGUGUGGGGAUCCUGAAGCUCAGGAAUGCCGAUGUGGAGGCCCGUAUUGGGGUGGCUGGAUCUAAGAAGAAGAGUACCCGUGCCAGACUGGUGUUUCGAGUCAACAUCCCACGCCCGGAUGGCUCUGUGCUCACGUUACAGACCUCGUCGUCUCCCAUACUGUGCACCCAACCUGCAGGAGUACCUGAGAUUCUCAAGAAGAGUUUACACAGCUGUUCGGUUAAAGGGGGGAGUGAAGUGUUUAUUAUUGGAAAAAACUUUCUCAAAGGAACCAAGGUCAUAUUUCAGGAGAAUGCUUCAGCAGAUGAUAAGUCCUGGAAGGCAGAGGCUGACAUUGACAUGGAGUUUUUCCAUCAGAAUCACCUUAUUGUCAAAAUUCCUCCAUAUCAAAAUCCAGCUAUCACAUCUCCUGUAUCUGUUGGUAUCUAUGUUGUUACAAAUGCCGGACGGUCCCAUGAUGUUCAACCAUUUACAUACACUCCAGAGACAGCUGUUGAUCCUUCUGUGAAAAAGGAAGUCUUGCCUCCAGUGACACCUUGUUGUUUUGAACAAAUAAAAGUAAUCGAUACUGCCUUGAUGACUCCAGUUUUGCCUCUUGUUAAACGAGAAGAGGCCACACCAAUGGAGGUCUCCAGUAACCCCUCUGCCUUCAAGGUUUGUACCUCUGAAGUCAUCAAUUCAGCCCAGCAAGCCUUAGACAUGAGUACUGAGAUCUCCACCAAUAACUGCAAAUUUUCCAGUCCGCUGGCACACCAAACAAGAGAACAGGAUCAAUCUCCGAAUUCUGUCUUUUCCAACAAGGAACCAUUCAGCACCAUCCAGGAACAUAAUCUUCCACCUAGCGGCUCUUUCCAUGUGCCUAAUAAAUCUCUUCUCCAGCAAGGAGUUCAGCCAUUCCUCUUGGAACACAGAGACAGUCUUGGACAGGAGAGAUCAGGCAACAGUGGCGGAUCAGUGGUGGGGAUGUCCCAAAUAGAUGACAACCCGCAGCAACAGCUCUCACUUCUACCUCCAGAUGAGGUGGCACAACUGGAGCAGGCUGUGCGGCAGCUGCAAGCAAAGGGAUUCUGCAACAUCCAACUCCAGAGUGAGAAUUCACUCUCAAAGCAAAGACAACAUCAACUUCAACAGCAGCAGCAGCAAAUCCAACAACAGCAGCAGCAAAUUCAGCAACAACAGCAGCAAAUUCAGCAACAGCAACAGCACAUCCAGCAUCAAGAGCAGCAAAUCCAGCUGCAACAGCAGCAACACCAGCAGCAGCAAGCUCUGGAGAACCUUCAACAUCAGCUUUUUCAACCCCAGGUUCAGAUUCAUUGUAGUUCAGAGCAACAGAGCUCUUCCCAGGGAAUGGUGCAGAAUGGAAGUUCCCUCUUCCAGCAAACCCCAUCACAACAACAGCAGCAGCAGCAAGCAACCUUGUUUCAACAAGCAACUGGCUUUCUUCAGCAGCAACCCAGUCAUUCCACACCUUCCCUGUUUCACAACCCUUCGGCCAUGACCGAAGCCCAAAGCCCGCAGGAGGCUCUUUUCCACACACAGAAGACCUCACCCAACCAGGAUCAGGUCCAAGCUUCCCUUUUCCAAAGCAAUCUCACGGUUCUCAGUGGGUCCAACAUGUCUGUAGAAGCUCAGCCCUCUGCAACCAGUAUGUUUCUUUCCCAGAAUGCUGUACCAGCUCAACUUGCUGUUAAUGCCAGUCAGCCACAGCAACUGGCUUUCCUUACUUCUAUGCAGGGGACUCUUGAGGCCCAAUCUGUAUUUCAGACUCCAACCCAACUGUCCCCCAUUCAGCAAGGCACUCCGAUGGAGCAGCAGCAGUCACCACAGCAUGCCCAACCAGGCUCCAUUUUCCAGAGUAUCUCCCAAUCACCAAGCAAACUCUCCCCUGGUCAGCAACAGCAGGCUGGUCUACUCCUUGGGUCCUUAAAUUCUCCAGUAACACAAGAGCAAACCUCAAAUCUGUUAUUCGGUGGACAAGUUCAGAUAGGAUCGAUGAACAACAGCAGCCUAGCUUCUCCAGAACAACAGAGCACUUCCCAUCCCUUCUCUCAGGCCAGCAUGGUUACAGUCAGGCAGCAGGAGUCAUCUAAACCCAUGACAUUUCAGGAUCAGACUAGUAUGGUGGUCAACCCAUCCUCGAAUAAGCCCAUUUUCCAAGACCAGCAACCAAUGCAGUUGGCACCAAGUUCUGGUACAGGCCCUUCACAGUCUGUAAACCUCUUCAUGGCCCAGUCCAACAUGCAAGGGGGUAUGGCUUCUCAAGAAACCCUUUUUGCACCACAGAGUGAUGUAACCGGAAUUCAAACCAGCUCUUCCUCUCCAGUACAACAGCCUGGUCAACUCUUUCAGACUACAAUGGAUGGAAGCCUCAACCAGCCCAACCAGAAUCAGCAGCCCGACCUCUUCCUUUUUGAGAUCCAGAAUGAGUGCCGUCAGCUGAUGAACAGCCAAGGAUCUACACUGUCUGAUCAGAUCAUUGCCAUCAGUCAGUCUGGACAGAGCCAGCAAGAAAGUGAGGGUCAAAUCCAGUCUUUACUUGGGCAGUCCAUGCCAGACCCUGGAAAUGUGCCGAGCACCUUGACAACCUCUCAGAACAUGGAGAAGAUUGAUGAUCUUCUGGUGAGCCUUCAGGAGCAAGGCAAUAACAUCUCCCACUCCUACUAGGGUCUUCAAGGUUUAGCUGCUCAAUAGCUCCAUUCCAUAUGAUUGUAGAUAUUUCUUGCACACAUAUUGGAUAUUUUGGUAUCCUUUAUUUUGGAUAUUGCAAAAAUAUAGGAUUGGAGAUACUUUGAUCAUACCCCUUACAAGAAAUACCAAGAGUAGGCCAUUCACUUUUAUUUCACGCUACACAUUGACACUGAGAAAGUAGAGUCGCCUGUUGAAAUAUUUGGCAAAAUCUCUUGAAGAAUGACAACUAAAUCCAUGGUAUACAAAUUCUGACCUGCAAUUUGUAGGCACAAUGGCAGAACCCUCUGGAGAACCUUAAAGAAGGGCAAUUUUCCAUGGAACUUAGAAAAUGCAACCCAUAUGUUCCCUCUGUAAAGACUGUCACUGGUUCUGCAGCAACCCCAUCAUAAAUAAAGGCUUUAAGGCAGUUAUUGAAGUUCCUUGAGUACAAAAUAGGAUAUUUGAGGCACCUGGAAACCUAGAGAUUCUCAAAAGGCUUUCAUUGGUGUGGCAGUCUGAGGAACUAAAAUGGUGCCUUGAGUAUCUCUUUAUUUUUACAGUGACAGAGAGAGCAUUUUGAGAAGAUCAGGACACAUGGGACUACUGGAGUUAUGCCUGAACGUGAUUUGCAGACACCCCACUUUCUCAGUGAGCCUUGGUUAACUUUGUGAUGUCUAUUUUUAGCAAAUAAUCAAGAAUGCCUGAUAGAAGCAGUCUGCAGUGACAUUUUUAUUUUUUGUAAACAGUCAUUAAUACCUUUUUGUCUGACACACCUGAGUAUCUAUAAGCUAUUUUUCUUUUUGAAAAAUCUUUUAUUUAGACAAAUGGGGAAAUAAAUUGUGUAGAAUAUACAUAUUAUGUACAUUUACUUAGAAUAUAAUUGAGAAAACAAAUGUGUUUUGGCAUUUUCCUUCUAGCACUUUAUAUAUGUUUUCAGUGUGGUUAGUUAUUCCUGACUCAUUGACAUUUCAUCAAGAUUUCUAUCUCAAACUAUGUUUACUGUAUACAUAAUUCUACUGUCUUUCAUCCCUGUCUAUUUUAGACUAAUUCUUAUAAUACUACCAAUUAGAAAUGCACAUUCCUGUUUAAAAAUCAGACUAGCAGUUAUCAGUAAUCUAAAAAAACAAAGCUUCUGAUAUUUAUUUUUGAUUUUGUUUUACCUAAGUCAUUUCUUGCCAUCUUAUUUAGAUCGGUUUCUAUGUUUUGCAUGUCUGAGUGUCCUAUAUACAUGUGUAUGCUUGACAAAUUUUCUGAUAAUACCUCUAAAAGUGUGUCAUUAUUAAAUUUAUUCUUAUAAUGAUUCUAAAAUAUUGACAGUUGAUGCUCAAAUCAUUUUGUGUCAUCGUGGUAGGUUAUUUUAUUUUAUUUACCAGUGUCUGGUACGCUGGAACAGGGCUGAUUGCAUUUUUUUGGCAAAUUAGAAGGGAGUGUCCAACCAGUAUUAUCGACAAGUUCUCUAAAUAUACAGUGAAUACAAAUGCUACAUAUGCUGGGGAAGCAACCCUUUAUCUUUUGUAGCAGAAAUUGUUUUUAUCCGUCACUUAUACUUAAAUCCUACUAAAAUCCAUUGGCAUGUCAAAAACUGAAGAUCAUGUCAAAUAUUGUAUGUACUUUAUCAAAAAUUGGUCAGUUUUGUGGCUCAGUUGGUUCAGUGUUUGUGUAUUCGGUAAUGAAGUGAGUUUAUGAAUGUAGAGAAACAUUAUGUGAGCUAUAUAUUUCUGGUAAUAUCAAGCUCAUGUAUGUGUUGUAGUGUCAGACAUGAUGUAAAGCUGCCAAACUAGUUUGUGUGCUUAAUAUUAGGGUGAUGUGAUGUUAGUUGGCAGAUUGUUUUGUUGUUAGCAUAAGGGUGAAAAUGUAUACAUUAUGAGGGAGCUGUUCUCUGUAAUGUCACAGAAAUGGCUCAUUUGAGCCUGCUAUGUUUGGUAUUCAAUGUCAAUUUUUUUUGACCAUUUUCUUUGCUCAGAAUCUUGGGUGAUUUUUAUGCCUACUUUUUAGUAGAGACUAUUUGAUCCUCUUUUUUUUGGAGAAGUUUUGCUUGAAGGGUGCUUUUUUUUUUAUAUCUCUGCAUGGGGAAGAACUGUGAACGGGAACUGGAAAAAAAGUCUUCAUCUCUGUACAAUACUAAUUGUUAUUUUUUUCCAUAAUACUCGAUAUUUAUGUGAAUUUACUUUUUCAGCAGACCUCUUUUUAGAAAAUAUUUAUUUUUGUGUCUCAAGAAUUCUCAAAAUUAGAAUCAAUGCAUAUUAGAAUUUGAUUAAAAUGCAUAAUAAUAACAUAUUUCUUUUAUGUCAUAUCUUUUAAAGAAAAAUGUGUGUGUGUAUCCCAUAUAUUAUUGUAACAUCAUGGUUAGGCUAUAGAGACAUUGUUGAGAAUCAUUAUUAUAAUGCACAGUGAUUUGGUUGUACAUUCCUGUACUUUCACUAUAGCAAAAGGAUCAUGGUUCUCAACUGAGCUGGAUUUUUAUAGGAUUUAUAGUAGAAAUUAUAACUCUGGUCAGAACUGGACUUACUAUAAUGAUUUCAUCAAUCUUUUGGGAAAUAUAAGCCAUAUAAACAAACGUUGCCCCUAAAAAUUCUAUUUUGUAUGAUUCUUGGGACCAAUUAUGAAUUAUUUAUAGUUCAAUUUAAAAUCUAAUCAUCUGUUUUGGGUGACAUAACAUUUAUAAAUUAAAACAAAAUGUAAUAGGAAAACAAGUGUGUAGGUACAGUGUCUGUUCUUUUGUAGUUUUUUUUUUUUUUUUUUUUUUAAAUAUAAUAAAAGUCAGUUUAAUAUUGCAAGUGAGGUUUUGCAUAUCAAAAACUUUCAUUUAUUUAUAUAUUGAGACAUACAUUCUUCCUACUCAUCCCAGUCACUAAAAUUCAUACCAAACAAUGUGCCUCUAAAUUUACUAAAACCAAAUAAUUUUUAUAUUGGUUGCAUGGCGUGAUAAAUAUACAGUAAUUAGUUGUGCCUUCGGAUUUGUAUUUAAAAGCAGAUAAUUUCCUGGCCAUUGCGUAUUUUGACUGCUCAUGAAACGACACCCCUUUAAAAUUUGUUCCACAAUGGAUACAUAGGCUAUGUGUUGUAUGUUUCACCUUAAAGGUGCAUUUCUGAGCGAUUUCUGAGAAACACUGUUGAUAUUUGAAAUCAACCAAAACAAACACGCCGUUCCCUUCAUUGCUCCACCCCCAAAAUGCACGAACAGGCAAUGCAAGAGUGGAUGUCUCUUUAUCAUAGCAGCAGAAGCGAAGCAAAAUAAAGCAAAGAUGACAAACGAAUUUGACAAGGAAGAACAAAAAAUGGAUACACAGUAAAUACAAGCAAGAGUUCAUUGUUAGUCACCAGCAGCACACACUCAAAACCAAUGUAACUCACGUAUGGAGCAGAAACAACGCAACCUCGGCGUCCGAUUUCAGGCCUUCCCGCUUCGGUGUUUCCAGUGCUGGAAAGCUUUUCUUGCCUGAUUAUAUUCCUUCUUUUUCCAGUGAUAUUCUUCUGAGCUUUUCUCUUUUGUAAUGUCUCUCAGCCAUCUCUCUUUCUACAGUCUUGCUUCAAAUCUCCCUCUUGCUAGCUCUCUCUCCUCCCCAAGCGUGCCACACGAGUCCUGAAGGGUGAAGCCAAAGCGUCUCGAUCGCCCCCAGGUGGCUGGAAGCAGUAUAGGUCAUAAACCCCGCCCUCUCCAUGAAAUGUAAUGGGACGCGUGACAAACACAUUGGUGUUAGUUCAAGUGUUCGUUCUUUAAAUAAGUUUGGUUUUAUUUAGUUAUUUGAUGCUAUAAAAACGGGGGUGAGACGUCAUGAUUGACAGCUUCUCUGAGUGAAGUAGUCACUGAGACUUUUUUCUGGAUCUUCGCAGGGAGAUUGGAGCUUUAACUUUAAUUUCUACAUUUCCAUAACUGUUUAUUUCACACCGACAUGAGUUGUUCUGAGUGUGGCCGGGGACCUUGAUAUCGCGUCUCCACUUCGCGCUCACUACUGCCAAAGCCACUGGAAGGCAAGCCUGCAACCUUUAGCCAAAAAACGGCUAAUGCUAACGCUCCGGCUGUGGCGGUAUGCAGGGAAGGAGACCAGAGGCAGUACGCAGGGAAUACAUGAUAGGCUGAGAGGUGCUGCACGUGAUUAAGUUAGCCGUAGCUUUCUCCAAUCGUAAGAGUUUCAGACCCUCUCAUCUCCCAGUAAUAAUUUACGAUCUCUGCUACUGCGCAGACUCGGACUCAAGAUGUCAGCGCCAUAUUGGCACACUGGCAGCUUCAGUUACUACAAUGGAAGAGAGUGAAGGUGUCGUCCAUCUUUUUUUACAGUGUAUGCUCCUCCCCCGUCGUGAGUGGACACGCCCCCUACUGCUGAUUGGCUACAAGUUUGUUGUGGUGCUCAGUCCGAUCCAUUUUCAACAGCGUUUUUUUCGGAAAUCGCUUGCUGCUCCUUUAAAUUGAUUAGAUAAAGAAUAAGUAAUAUUUUUCUUACAAAAACCCACAAUUCUUUUUUUUUUUAAUAUAUGCUUCUUUUUUAAUUUUUUUUUUUUUUAAACUGAUAUGCAGUUAGACUGAGUGCAUAUUCAUUUGGACCUCUUUAAUCCUUUAGCAAAGAGGAACUUUGUUACGGUUCUGCUGCUUAUUAAUGUAUGGUAAUUCCUAAUGUGCCAUAAUGAAUGUCAAUAUUAUGUCAGUCUUAUGGCAAUAUACUUUAAUAUGUCAGUUCGCUAUAUUGUGUUGUCUGAUUUGGAAGUCUCCGUUGUAUGCAAUAAAAUUACUUCUGACAUAAUUGUGACAAUUUAGGCUACAAAAUAUCAUGUAGAAGUAUUUUGCUUUUGUUGGGGCAUUUUUACUCUUGCAGCUAUUUUUCUGUAAAUUUGCUGCUAUGCAUCAAUAAAAAUAGGUUAAAUAAAAAUAAUUAGAGAGUUGUGAUUUUGUUGUUAAUCAUGCUUUUGGUUCUGAAAAUCAGUACUAUAUUUAUUCCUGCAAUACCAGCAUUUCUAGGUUUUUUUUUUUUUUUUUUUUUUUUUUUUUG
Ctenopharyngodon idella (grass carp) is the source of this 14536-nucleotide messenger RNA. RefSeq names its product nuclear factor of activated T cells 5b (gene nfat5b). Gene Ontology annotation, cellular component: transcription regulator complex. The transcript is spliced from 12 exons. Lineage: Eukaryota; Metazoa; Chordata; Actinopteri; Cypriniformes; Xenocyprididae. The record is from RefSeq and is a predicted model, not a curated record. Gene Ontology annotation, molecular function: transcription factor binding; DNA-binding transcription factor activity, RNA polymerase II-specific; RNA polymerase II cis-regulatory region sequence-specific DNA binding. Gene Ontology annotation, biological process: calcineurin-NFAT signaling cascade; cytokine production; regulation of transcription by RNA polymerase II. Bases 5976 to 9548 code for a protein of 1190 amino acids.